This is a messenger RNA of Saccoglossus kowalevskii, 3100 nucleotides long. RefSeq names its product FAST kinase domain-containing protein 1, mitochondrial-like. Gene Ontology annotation, cellular component: ribonucleoprotein granule; mitochondrial matrix. The record is from RefSeq and is a predicted model, not a curated record. Lineage: Eukaryota; Metazoa; Hemichordata; Enteropneusta; Harrimaniidae. Gene Ontology annotation, molecular function: RNA binding. Gene Ontology annotation, biological process: regulation of mitochondrial mRNA stability; mitochondrial RNA processing.
GGCGACUUCCAUACGAACAGAAACAGCAUGAUACAGUACAUGUAGUUUAUGGUGUUGUCGGAUUUCUGAACCCAAGUUAUGUUUGUUGCAUGAUUUUGUGAUGCUUUCAAUAUAUUAACUUUAAACUCACGAUGAGUUCAAAAAUCCUGCUUCAAAGGAUUUAUCCUUUGUUGUUAAGACGUCAACGUCCAGUGUCAUUUAGUUACGCGAUGACGCCAUUCCAUCGUUCGCUUUACGAUGUUCAACCUAAUGGGCGUGAUAAAACUGAUACAGUCCCGAGUCUACAUGUAGAGACAAUCAAGACGUCUUCUAAUGGGUUUUAUCGAGCCAAAAACCAUAUUGUAGUCGAUCCUGAUCCUAUCACAGCACAGAUAUUAGAAGCAGAUACUGAGGGUAGGAUAUUUGAUGUCUUGACAAAACAUAAAUUCGUGUUAAAUAAUCUGCAAGUCUUUGCUGCAAUAGACAUCAUAUGGGAGUUGCAGAAACAAAAACCAGACAGCUCAAGGAAUUUUAGUGAAAUCAAUGAACACACAGUAUUUCAAAAUCUGUGUGUUGCCAUAGAAACAAACGCUGCUGAAUUUGAUGAUACAUCUCUGAUCAAGGUAUUGUAUGCGUUGCUACGACUCAAAGUGGACCCUGCUUCUUCGUCUGUACAGCAAAUUGUUAUCGAAGCAACCCGAAGAAUACAACAAUUGGACUUCGCUGAUUUAUCGAGGUUUGCGGUUUGCCUCCAGGAAAUGUCUUUACGUAAUAGUCCAAUUGCAGGACAACUUGCUUCACGACUACAAAAAGAUCUAAAUAAUAUUGAAAGCGUACGACAGUUCUCGAACUUGAUGUAUGUUCUAAUGGGUGUGUGCUCGGCUGAUUUCCAAACCAAACUGGUCAAAAAAGCUAUGUAUUUGUUUGAGAGUGAUUCGGUGUACCCACAUGAUAUUCGGAGAAUCCUGCAAGCUGUGGCAUACGCCUCAAUCUGUGAGGCUUCGCUGUUAGAUAAGUGCGCUAGUCUUAUAAUUGAGAACAUAGACUCUUUUGGAUUGGUCGAUUUAUGCAUAUCGCAUAGAUGCUAUUCCUCAUUGGACUAUCACCAUAUUGGGCUUAAGACUGCAAUUUCUAACCACUUCAAACAAAUUUACUCGACGGUCGUAUGCCCUCUAACUUUCUCUCACAUUUUCGAUAUAUUGGCUCCCGAUGCGUCCACAGAGUUGAAAAUUCAUCUUGAAGAUAUCGUUCUGGAUAAAAUCCCUGAUAUGUCCUUUGCUGCUCUGAGUAAUAUUUGUAGAACUUUGCGCAAGAUGAACUAUAGAUCAGUUAGCAUCCUAAAAAUGGUUUGUCGUUAUUUGAAAAAACGGGUCACAGAAGCCGACCUUGAGGAUUUGACUUGGACAGCUAGGAAUCUAAUUAUCCUAGAUUUUAUCGACGUGGAAAUCAGCAAGCUGUUUGGAAACAAGCUCAAAGAGGGAUUAGAGAAAAGUAUUGAUCCACAUUUUGUUAGCAUGAUUGUGCAUGUGCUGUCAAACCUUGACACUGAUUAUCCUCAUCAGGUGAUCUUGGCAAAGGUCAAGGGUGCUAUGAGCAAGUUUGACGUUGCUGAAUUAAACAGGACCUCUGUUGCCAUUAAGAAGAUCCUUCUUGAUCAGACACUGCUGUCUGCCUAUCAAAUUAGCUACGGUGAUUUACGAAAAGAUCUGAACCGACAAGCAAUUAAACAGUUAGACCAGGUAACGAGUGUGAAAUUACAGAACGCUAUCAUGUUAGCAAUGACGGAAGAAGGGAUUGACGCAUCCCUUUUGGAAGAAACUAUGGAACAUUAUAAUAAACUUCUGCACAAAGUGUCACCGAAGUCAGCUCCUGAAUGUGCUAUAUAUUUAAUGAGGACGCGAUGCCGACAUAAACCACUCUUGGACACUAUCGCUAAUAUUGUAGUGAAACAACCCAAUCAGCUAAACUAUCUGAACCUUAACCGAAUACUCUUACCCUAUGCGUUUCUCAACUAUUACCCGUCAAAUGUUGAGUCGUUUUUACAGGCGUGUAUAGAGAAGUGUGAGGCGUUUAUGGAUCAGUAUCAUCCUAACUACCUCAUCAAGGUAGCCCAUGACUUGGCGAUGCUACAACAGUUUCCUGAGAAGGUUAUUAACCAUAUAUUUGGAUUAGAUUUCCUGACGAAACUGGAUGACAUCUUAGAAGGUAAUCCUAUCAUAUUACGUAUGCAGUGGGGAUCACAGAAAAAAGUUCUUCCUCCUGGAGCUGAGAGAGUUGCUAUUGAGUUCCUGUCUUCAAAGUCAUUUUGUACCAACUCACAGCACCCACUCGGUUACAUAGAUAUGAAGAGAAGACACUUGGAAAUAAUGGGAUAUAGAUACGUAGCGAUUCCCCAUUUUGAAUGGUUUUCUAUGAAACUGUCAAGCAGUGAUGAUUAUAGAGAAUAUUUAAGAGAAAAACUAUUCGCACAAAAAGAUCCAGACUAUUUAGAAGGUGCAUUGGUGUACAAGAUGUUACCUGCGUUGACGUGAUAUUGCCCUGCCAGGGCUUGCAUGUAAAGUUAUGAAGUUGUAAGUUAAUUUCAGUGAGACUUCUUCGUGGAUGUACUAUAGGGAUGGAAACUUGUCAGAACUCGUAAAUAUACCCAUCACUAAUACUGUGCAAGUGUCAUGCACACAGCGAUCAAACGUCUUCUGAACUACGUCAUCACAGAACACAAAGGACACAUGGAAAAGAUGAAUUGCAGAAAAGAAAAUCGACGAGACAAUCAACAUAAUCAAUAAGGAAUAUGCAAGGACACUAGAAACAAAUUAAAUUUUAGAACUGCUUAAAAAUCAACCGUCCGAUUGCUUUGAUGUAUUUGAGUAAUUGAAACAGUUGAAGAUGUCUAUAAUGGUUAUUUUUGUAAAAUAUUAUUUGUGGCUUCUUUAAACCACAAGUCCAUGUAUGGUUGAUAAUUUGCUGCAAUAAUGGGAAGUACCACUGCAAAGUCUCCUCCAGUGAAAUAAAGUGAUGUAUAAAGUCACUUAUUUAUAAAUUUUGGUCAGCCAAGAUGGUGUUAAGAAACACAAGUAUCUUCGAUCUGAUGAGGAGCCUAGGUUGUAUUACUAGGAAUCCAGUG